Molecule: messenger RNA, 8480 nt
Organism: Conger conger (European conger)
Lineage: Eukaryota; Metazoa; Chordata; Actinopteri; Anguilliformes; Congridae
Product: ras-responsive element-binding protein 1-like
Exons: 13
Coding region: 439-5589 (1716 amino acids)
Biological process (GO): regulation of transcription by RNA polymerase II
Cellular component (GO): nucleus
Molecular function (GO): DNA-binding transcription activator activity, RNA polymerase II-specific; RNA polymerase II cis-regulatory region sequence-specific DNA binding
Source: RefSeq, a predicted model, not a curated record
CUCAGUAACACGUCCCCUUGGAGACUGGCAGUCCAACACGUGAUGCGUCUACUUAUCAGGUUUAGGGAGAAGAGAGAGCAGCGCUGAGAGACCAACCGAGAGAGGAUAGCGAAAUAAGUGAGACUUCUCUCCUCCCGUUUCUCAACUCUUUACCUCCAUCAUCCUCAUUGGGAGGACGGAAGAAAUAUUGAACAUAAAAAGUUAAAGAACUUAGGACAUCCUCAGAAACGCCAUUUUGAUUCCUCUCCGGAACAACUUUGCAGUUUUUUUUCUUAGUCCAUCAUCACCAUCAUCACCAUGUCUCGGCGCAAGCAGCCCAACCCCAACAAAGUCAAACUGUGAGCGGCCGCUGCUGAAACUCAUGGUUUGCGGUCGCCCUCGGCCCUGAUCGAAAAUCUUCGACCUUUUAGCCCCCCCCCCCCCCCGCCCGUUCUCCGAAUGGAAAUGGAAGGCGGAGUAGACGACAAGCAGCCGGCGGAAGGGGUCAGCGUGGAUUUGGGCGCGGAGCCUCUGGGUGUUACGGACGACCUGGCCUCGGCGCGGGAACAAGACGAACACACAGGAGAGAACGGCGAAUCGGAGGAGAAGGACGGAGAGGGCCAGGAGGACUCGGCACAGGGGGCGGACCUGUCCUCCAUCAACGCCAUGAUGUCCGCCGUCAUGAACGUGGGCCAGCUCAAUGGCGAGGCUGGGGACUCAGCCUCCUCCACGCCCACAAAGACGCCCACCAAGUCACCUUCUGGGAACCGCACGGGGAGGAAGAACCAGGAAGCCAAAGAGGUGAAUUCUGACUUCAUUUGCCCCCUCUGUGAAAAGAACUGCCUAACACAGCACCAGCUCACUAUGCAUAUCCGACAGCACAACUCCGAUAACGGAGCGACGGACCACUCCUGCAGCAUCUGCGGGAAGGCUCUCAGCUCGGCCAGCUCCCUGGACCGUCACAUGCUGGUGCACAGCGGGGAGAGGCCCUACAAGUGCUCUGUGUGCGGGCAGACCUUCACCACCAACGGCAACAUGCACAGACAUAUGAAGAUCCACGACAAGGACCCCAACACAGCCUUGCCCACCACCCCUCCCUCGCCCAGCAAGCGACGACGCCCCUCCGCCAAGAGGAAGCCCAGCCUGGAGGGCGAAGGAGAGCGGAUGGACAUGCCGCCCAGCAAGAGGGUACCGGAGGACAUCAUAGCCGAUGAGCUGGAUCCAGCCAAGGGUGAGGAGGAGCUGUUCCCCUGUCCCAUCUGCUUCAAGUCCUUCGUCUGCAAGUUGGACCUGGAUUCCCAUAUAGACACCCAUCCAGACUCCACACUCAGAUGUGACCUGUGCUGCAUCAGUUUCCGCACACACCGCAGUCUGCUGCGUCACAACGCCGCCAUCCACAAGAAGCUGCCCACCGACCCUGCCGGACAACCCUUCAUCCAGAACAACCCCUCUAUUCCCGUGGGCUUCAAUGACCUGGCCUUCAUCGACUUCUCCUGCCGGAAGUUCCCCCAUAUCGCCCAGGUUUGGUGUGAGACCAACCUUCGACGAUGCACCAGCAAGUUCCACCGGUUUGUGUGCGAGACAUGCAACAAGGCCUUCCCCUUGCAGUCGGCCCUCGAACUGCAUAUAGCCACACACAGCGACGUGGGUGCAGCUGAGGAGUCGCCCCUCCCCAUGGACAUGCCCCCUGAUAAGGGGCAGGCCGGGUUCCUGGAGUCCCUGGGCUUGCAGCACAUCUCUCGGGCGAAGAGCUCACUCAAAGAGGAAGAGGCCUUGCAGGCAGAGCUGGACAGCAUUCGGGUCAUCCACGUGGAGCCUUCCAAGUCCAACCUACCUCAGGAGGCGGGCUGCCUGGGCGGACUGGGCAUCCCCCUGCUGGACCCCGCCUCCCUCCAGGGCCUGUCCCAGAGGGGCGGCCUCAGCAUCCUGUCUCUGCAGCCCUUCCAGAAGGGCUUCAUCUUCCAGCCCGACGGCGGCGCCGUGGUCAAGCCCAUAUGCAGCGAGGGCAUGGAGUUGGCCGACAUCCAGCAGAUCCUCAAGAUGGCCUCCGCGGUCCCCGCCCAAAUCACCCUGCCGCCCCUCUCCAAGGCGCCCUGCAGCGGCACGCAAUCCAGCUACAAGCAGAUGCCCCCGCUGAAGCCAAAGCCCCUGGUGGCCCCCCGUACCAGCAUGGCCGCCUCCACGCCGCCCCCUCUCAUGAACGCCCAACAGGCCUCCCCUGGCUCCAUCAGUCCCAGCCUCCCACCCCCGCCCAACCAGCUGAUCAAGACCCCCAUGGAGUCCUUCUCCUCUUCCUCCUCUUCCUCUUCCUCCUCCUCAUCCUCGUUCAGCAGCCAGGACUCCAUGGAUAAGGCGCAGAUGGAAGCCGACUGCAUGGGCGACGCCUUAAUGCCGAUGGACACGGACCAGCGCAAGAUCAAGCAGGAGGAGGCGGAGGAGAGGGGCGCAGGUGGGAAGAAGCCCGCGGGCCGCAAGAAUAUGUACCCCUGCCGCUUCUGCGACCAGGUCUUCGCCUUCUCCGGGGUCCUGCAGGCCCACAUGCGCUACCACCUGGGCAUCUCGCCCUACCAGUGCAACAUCUGCGACUACGUGGCCCCCGACAAGGCCACGCUGAUCCGCCACCUGCGUACCCACAGCGGGGAGCGGCCCUACGUCUGCCGCGUCUGCCACUACCCCUUCACCGUCAAGGCCAACUGCGAACGGCACCUCCGCAAGAAGCACAUGAAGAACACCCGCAAGGAGAUCGAGAAGAACAUCGAGUACGUGACCUCAGCCGCUGGCACCCUGGACCUGCUGGAGUCGGCCAGCGCCGGAGAGGCCACCUGCCGCUACUGCGGGGAGGACCUGAAGACCUACCGUGCCCUGCAGAUCCACCUUCGCACCCACAAUGGCUGCCAGCGCAAGCCCUUCGAGUGCCGCCGGUGCGGGGCGGCCUUCCUGGCCAAGAGGAACUGCAUUCACCACCUGCUCAAGCAGCACCCUGAGGUGCAGGAGUGGGAGAUGGAGGACCAUAUCGCCACUCUGCAGCCAGCCAGCACCGCAGGGUCGAGGACCGGCCCCCUCCCUCAGAACGGACUGCCCCCCGUUAAGGUGGAGGAUGUGAGCUGCUACGCAGCCGACCUGGACCAGCCCCUGGACUUCUCCAGCAAGAGCCGCGGGGGCGGAGGCACAGGGGGCUCAUCCGGUAUCAAGCUGGAGGGAGCCCAUUCUGCCCAGCUGUCCCCCUACAACUGUUCCAUGGAGCCGAUGGACUUGUCCCUGCCCAAGAAACCGAAGAGAGAAGCUCCACCCCUCCUUCAAGCUGCGAAGGAGAUAAAGGUGGAGCAGCCCGCUCCCAGCAGUGUGGACCUCCCUCACCCCCUGGCUAUCCUUGGCAAAGACAAGAGCGAGAAACCCGCAGAGGAGAAGCCCCAGCGGCCAGCAUCGUUCCAGCUGUCCCUCCCCGCAGCCUCCCCUCUCAGCAGUGCCCCCUCUGCUGCGGCCCGGUCCCAGAGGCUGAAGCCGCUGUUGCCCAAACCUGCCUCUGCGACCCUCAAGGAGCUCCCUCCGCUGGCCUCCAUCGCCCAGAUCAUCUCCUCAGUCUCCGCUGCUCCAGACCUGCUGAAGAGGGAGAACAAUCCCAGCAGCCUCUGCAGGGCGCCCGCCACCGAAAAGACUGUGAACCUCAAAGGCCCCGUGGUGGACUCAAACCCUCCCAGUCCCGAGGACAACCUCGACGGAUCCGGGGAAGAUCCCCCUCCAGACGGCUCCAAGAAGAGAGCCAGCAAGAGGCCCUCCCGUUGCAAGGAGCGGCCAAACUGCGGCCUCGCCAGCGUUGGCGAAGGGAUUGACCUGGAGUCCAGCGGGGAAUUCGCCAGCGUGGAAAAGAUGCUGGCCACGACCGACCCCAACAAGUUCAGCCCCUACCUGCAGCCCAGCCCACCAAUGUCCCUGAAGGAAGAGAUGACUGACGCCGGCCCCAGCGAAGACGAGAAGGAGGCCCAGGAUGACCGGCAGCACCAGCCACAGGCCAAGGGGAAGAAGAACGCAUACUCCAACUCCCUGCAGAAGAUGACCUGCCCCUUCUGCCCCCGCGUCUUCCCCUGGGCCAGCUCUCUGCAGCGACACAUGCUAACACACACCGGUCAGAAGCCUUACCCCUGUCCCAAAUGUGAGGCCUUCUUUUCCACCAAGUCCAACUGCGAGCGUCACCUGCUGCGAAAGCACGGCGUAGCCAAUCGCACGCUGCGUCGCAAUGGCGCCAUACCGAAGGCCAAGGAUGCAGAUGAGGGGUCGCGGGAGAGUGCGGAGAGCAUGUCUGAGACUGAGCUCCUGGCAGGAGAGGCCCAGAACGCUAAUGCCAGCGAACCUGAGAGGAAGCCAGCCACACCCGCCCCCAAGGAGCAGACAGAACCAGUCCCACUGGAGCAGCUGGGCCACCAGGGGGAGACACCGAGCCAAGCAGGCCAAGCUGGGGCGGAGCCCGCAGAGAACAACAACGAGGAUGACGACUCGCAGAGCAACAGGAGCCUGGACCUCGACUUUGCCAGCAAGCUGAUGGACUUCAAGUUCUCCGAGGGCGACCAGCAGCAGCCGACAGCAGGGGGCAGCGUGGCGCCCGCCAGCACUGCCACUCCAGAGUCCAAGCACACCUGCAGGACCUGCAAGAAGAGGUUCCGCUACGCCACCACCCUGGCCCGCCACGAGAGGGCGCACCUCCCAGAGGGCUCGGUGGACCCGGUCCGGAAGGUGACGCGGCGGUCGGCGGAGGCCAGCCGGGCCCAGGGCCCCGCCGCUGAGGAGGAGCCCGAGGACGAACAGCAGGAGGAGGAGGAGCAGGAGGAGAAGAAGGGGGCGGACAGCGAGGGGAACGCCAGCGGGGCGGACAGCAGCACGGAAGAAGAGAAGGAGAAGGAGGAGAAGAGCGACGAGGAGGGCGGGGCCUCGGAACCAAAGGGCGGCGGCGGUGCUGGGAGCAAGGCGGACAAGAGGAAGAAGAUCUGCAACGUGUGCAGCAAGCGCUUCUGGUCUCUGCAGGACCUCACCAGACACAUGCGCUCUCACACAGGUGAGAGGCCUUACAAGUGCCCGACGUGUGAGCGGACCUUCACCCUGAAGCACAGCCUGGUGCGACACCAGCGCAUCCACCAGAAACCCCAGGAGGCUGAGGGGGACGCAGAGGAGGAGGGGGACGGGGCGGACCCGGUGGGCGAGGCCGCCAACGGGACCGGCGACGAGGAGGGAGCCAGGGGCCGCUCAGCCAGCGAGAGCGAAUCGGCCCCCGGCAGCACCAACCCAGCCUCGGAGAACGACAACGACAGCGAGGCCACGGCCGGCUCCAAGGAGGAGGAGGAGGAGGAGAAGGAAGAGGAGGAAGAGGAGGCCCAAACCACGGAGCAGGCCGGGAGCCCGGAGCAGGAGCCUCCUAAGAUGCAGUCACCAGCACCGUUGGCGGAAUCGGCCUCGGAGCCUCCGACGGAACCGUCUCCGGAACCUUCCGCGGACCCCGCCUCGGCCGGCAAGGGCAAAUCCUCAGACGGCUACAUCCAGGGCCUGCUGGAGAUCCGUACCCAGCCCUCCCUGGAGCACAGCCUGCCUGCCGCUGAAGCCCCCAUGGUGGGGGUGGAGUGAAGGAUGGAGCCCCCCCACACUGUGCCCCAGUGUGCCAUAUCACACUCACCUUUCCAAUGCGACUGCACAAACCGCAGGAGUGAAGACCGACCCGUUUCCCCGUGCCUUACUACUUUCUUUCUUAUAGAUAUUUGUAUCAAGUUACAUUUAUUGGAAAAUAUCUUUUUUUUAAUUGCAUUUUAUGAUGAUUAUAUUUUUGAUCUUUAUAGAAAUUAAAUUGAAAUUAUAAAGCAUUAAAUGAAUGAUUUAAAGAUACCUAUUUGUAUGAUUAACUGAGAGAAAAAUAUAAGUAUGUAUUUAAACCGCAGUUGUACUUAAAUCUGCAGAGGCUAAUAUGGUGGUUCGUGAUUAUGGUGCGGGAGGUUAAGGCUUGAAAAUGAUAGCAUAACUGGAAAUCACAACACAGAUACCCAACACGGAGGCAUCCAAAGUGGUGCCUGUGUUUUUCUCCUUUUUUUCUGGCAGAAAUUCUUGUGUCAACAAAUAAAGUGUGAAACUUUUCUUUGAAAUUCUUUCGGAACUAAAUUAGUUCUGAGGUAGUUUAUCGGUGGAAGAGAAAGUUGCAAAAGCCUCCGAAAGAAUUAAGGUAGUCCUAUGUGUGUUGUGAUUAUUCUCUUAUCAGAGAGAAAUGGGCAAUAUUUGCCUUAUAGUGUUUUAUUUCUAAUUCUGAACCGUGCUUAACAACCAUCUUCCAGCUAAGGUGAGCCUGCAUGGUAUUAGGGAGAGGGUGGAGGAAAUUAGUGUUUUUGAAAACUUACUGGCUUAGACAAAGGGGCCUGGUUGAUUUGGCUAGGACAUAAGGGCCUACCGACCAGCGACCCCUCCCUCCAUGGCUCUUUGAGCUCCUCAGCAGGGCCCACAUCUCCACGGAAACCAGGAGGGACGUCAAGUUCCUGAUGCAAAGCAAUACAAUCAAUCUUGAGCAACUCUCCCAAACGUUGGCGGAGUGGCCCUCAAAACCUUGAAGAUGUCUUCCAGAACAUUUGUAUCUAAGUAAAGCCUUACUCUGUGACUCUUUUGGUUUUCAGAGCAGGAUUCUCAGCACAUUCUCUCUUUGUCUGGUGGAACACUACUCCACGGGGUUUUAAAUGGCAUACUUGAACUGAAGUCACCCUAAAGUAUCUUGUUCACGCGUGGCAACCUUCUCACCCAUUGCCUUCCAGAAUACGCCACGGGCAGGGGUGUCGAGAGAAGAAUCGGAAGACCGUCUGCAGGGCUUUUUUAAAAUUAUUUUUGUUGUAUGUACUCUUUUAAAAAGGAACCUCAGAAAUAAACAAGUAAACCUCAAGGCACGGAAGACUGUGUCUCCAAAUCUAAUGUUGGAUGGAGAGUGGAGGAUUACCAUUGACAUAAAGGAAAGCAGAAGGCGUUUCACACGACGGUCAGCAGCGUCUGGACAGAUGACCUCAGAUCUGGCACCAACCAAAAAGUUAGAAAGCAAAAAAAACAAGUGGGAUUACAACUAAAACGGCAGAAUGAAAAGCAAUCAGCAAAGACGAAAUGGAAGCGAUAAACUGAAGCAAGUGUUUGAGCUGUGAGCAAAAACGCAAUAUCAAGGAUGAACAAUGCGGAGGGGGUGUGGUUAGAUAACAGGUGAUGGGGAAGUUGGCCCCUGACUGGGCACAAGUCCACACUCUACACCAAGCAUUCGUCAUGCCUUGUGAGGCACAGGGCGUGGCAGUGACCUGGAUGGUAAUGUGCAAUGAUAUACGCUCAAGACUGUAUUUUGGUAAAAGAAUAACAUUAUGAAACCUAGCUUUCCUUUCCAUUUUCUUGUAUGCAUGUGUGGAUGCGUGCGUGCGUGCGUGCGUGCGUGCGUGCGUGCGUGCGUGCGUGCGUGCGUGCGUGCGUGCGUGCGUGCGUGCGUGCGUGCGUGCGUGCGUGCGUGCGUGCGUGCGUGCGUGCGUGCGUGCGUGCGUGCGUGCGUGCGUGCGUGCGUGCGUGCGUGCGUGCGUGCGUGCGUGUGUGUGUAGCUAUGGGAACCCAUAAAUACAACACACUAGUUUUAAUAUUUAUUGAGAACCCAGAGUGUGGUGAGGUUACUUGAGGAGAAGCCAUGUAUUAUCACAUUUAUGCUGCAGAGAACAAGGAUUCAAAUAUAAGAAAUCGUCUCCCAGCGUCGACCUGGGACUACCAUUAGCAAUAAUCACUAUUGAUUCUAAAGCUUUAUGUAGAUCUUUAUAUGUUUGUAGACUGUGUGGUCUAUUUUGUUAUGAUUAGUUUGAGAAAUUAAUUUUUGUUUCCUCCUAUAUAUAUAAAUGCAUAUAAAACUGUGAAAUUCAUUAUGUGUUCAGCUAAGGGUGAAUCUUAGGCUAGUUUUGCAUGUUAAUCUAAUUUGUUCAUUUUUCUCGCUCUCAGGGCUUUUACAGAAUGCAUAUUCAAUAUUGUUUUCCUUUUGUUCCUGAGUUGCAAAAAAAAACAAAAAAAAACAAACUUUUCUUCAAAUUCUAAAUUUCUACAAGGAAAAAUAAAAUACCAAUCACUACAUUUAGCACUUCACUGUGAAUUCAAAUAAUCAGAGAGAACUCAUUCAUUCCCUUUAGGCAGACUGCUCCUUCACUGAUUGGUUUAGCUGCAUUUCAGUUGUGCCCAAUGACGAGGCCUGUUUCUGUUUUUAUGUUUAUUUUCCUCCUCUUUCUCUCAAUGCCAGAAGGAAUGUUUGACUGAGUUAACGGAUGAAAUGGCCGCCUGUAUCACUGUUGAAGUUGUGUGACUUGCUGUUAAAGGGAACUGCUGCUACACCCACAGUGGACAGGUAACAGACCUGGAUUAGAACAACUGAGUGUUUGGUACUCUACUCCUUUGUAUUACUGUGCUUCAGAUUGAGACAUGUAAGCUGUUCUGUAUUGAUACAAUUUAAGCAAUAAAGAUAUAUUAAGGAAGGGUGUGAA